Zea mays is the source of this 7986-nucleotide messenger RNA. RefSeq lists its product as uncharacterized. The transcript is spliced from 10 exons. Gene Ontology annotation, molecular function: protein binding. The record is from RefSeq and is a predicted model, not a curated record. Lineage: Eukaryota; Viridiplantae; Streptophyta; Magnoliopsida; Poales; Poaceae. The coding region runs from base 528 to 2573 and encodes 681 amino acids.
GGUAGUAAAAAAAAGUUUUGGGCCUCUACACAGGGAGGCUAACCGUUGGUCCGUCGUCUCCGCUCCUGCCGACACCGGCACACCGCCGCCUCCAUGAGGCACAACACCGCUCGCAGUGACUCGAUCCCUGCCGCCGCAGCCUGCUGAUUGCCCGCAGGCCAUCGCCCUGCCCGAUCCUGUCUCCCUGAUCCCUCCACCGGUGCGAUGCCCUCUGCCCUCGGCAGACGGCAGCUCAUCUCGAGUGCUCCCUUCUCGCCCACCACGGCCGUGCUCGCGUAGCCCGGCCGGCGUCACCACCGGAAAGGUGUAGGCGGGAGCACCCGCGCCGUGCUGCACCGCCCGUCCGCUCCGGGCCCCAGUUGUCUGGCGGCCGUAGCUCUGGUCCGUCGGUUGGACCUUCAAGGUUGCACUCUUAUUCGCCUGCUCUGCACUGCCUUUCACCCCUAUAUACUUUUCCUGGAUCCGCCACCGCCCACCCUUCCGUCGUUUUGCCCUUCCGUUUCACUUACUGGAGCACACUGCCUCGAAUGAGGAGGUUAUUUCUGGCGUGCUGCCGCUACCUGCAGUUCACAUCUGUCCCUGAUGCUAUCAGAGCUACUUCACCUGUUAACAAUGUCUACGGGUCAUGGAGGAGGUAUAUCUUCACAAACGCUGAUAAGGUUCUACCAUGGGAGGCGCCAUCCCGUGAAAUUCUGUUGAGGAAGAUAAAUUGUGCUAUGAAGGAUGGGAAUGUUGAAGAGGCGCUGCAAUCUUUGAGCAAUUACAAGAAGCUUCACGGUCUUCCUGAGCCGCGGGUACUGAAUAGUAUAAUUGUGUCGCUGUCCUACAUGUCUAGUAGGAGGUGGCUUCAGAGGGCAUUUGACAUGGUUCUCUCAGUUUAUCAAAUUAAUAGAAAUCUUCUCAAUUGUGGCUCACUGAUGAGGCUAGCAUUGGCGCUCGCAAGAGAUCAGAUGCCUAUCCCGGCCUCCACAGUCCUGAGGAUAAUACUAGAGAGUAGAAAGCUUCCCGAUGUUGAUAUGCUGACCAUGUCGUUUCUGCAUAUGUUGAAGUCACAGGUAGGCUCCUACCUUGCCACUGAUGUUCUGAUUGAGACUUGCGAGAGCUUUUUGGACCAAGUUACAGAUAGGCGGGAGAUGAAAAAACUGGACCCAAUAAAAAACAAUGCCACCUUGUUCAAUAUGGUUUUGGAGUCAUGUGUGACCUUUAAAUGCAUUAUCAAGGCCCAGAAAAUAAUGGAACUGAUGUCAUUGAUCGGAGUUGUGGCCGAUGUAAAUACAGUGGUGAUGGCUAGCCGUGUCUUUGAGAUGGUUGGGCAACGGGAUGAGUUGAUACAUAUGAAAAGAAGCAUCGAUUCUUUAACAUCUUUGACAUUUCUUCAGUACUACCUGCAUUUUUAUGACAGUCUAUUGAGCCUCCAUUUCAAAUAUAAUGACAUGGAUGCUGCUGCAAAGUUUUUAAUCGAUCUGCAUCAGCAACCAAAGCCUGGUGUUUUAUUUUGCAAUGGUUUGCAGAAACAAAGUAUCAUACAAAUUGGCUCUGGCAAUCUGAAAAGCGGAUAUAAAAUAAUGUUUGAUCCCAAAAAAGUUGACAGGGGUUUUGUGUUGGGUACAGAAAGCCAAUUCGGCCUUGUUGUUCUUACUGAUGGAAACCUUCUUCAUACUGAAAAGGCUCUUGCUAAACUUAUCAUAGGCUGUGUGAAAUCAAGAAAUAUGCAUAUACUGUCUAACUUUUUUAUUAUGUCAUGUCAAUAUGGUCUAGAGCUAAUUUCUCCUCAAGAUGUGGUUACUGCUUGCAUUCAAAUGGGAUGGUUGCAUGCUGCUCAUGAUAUCAUAGAUAACUUGGAGUCAGCCGGGAUUCCAGUUGGGAUUACUGGUUACGUUUCUCUUCUGAGAGCAUAUGAGAAGGAGAAUAAGUCAGAAGAAGUCAAUGGCCUUCUUCAACAGAUACAAAAGAUGGCAUCUACCAUGGAUGAUGUUCAUACUGAUUCACCAUUUACUAUCAAUAAUAUUGCCGAAGUAGUGAAAUAUGAAAUGUCCUUCAGUAGUUCAUCUUUGGUUGCUGCUUUGGCUGAUGAAAUUAAACAUUACAACCCUGGAGAGCACUUGGCAUUAGAGCUCAAUAAUUCGGUUCUUUUCUUCUGCAAGGCAAAAAUGAUGGAAGAUGCUCUUUGCACAUAUAAGUGUAUGAGAGAGCAAAAUAUCAGACCCACAUCUCAUACUUUUUGUCAUAUGUUGUGUGGUUAUUCUUCAAUGGACAUGCAUAGGGAGAUCACCAUGUUGUGGGGAGAAAUAAAGCGCAGACAUGAAUAUGGAGAGCUAGAUUUGGAUAGGGACUUGCUUGAUAGCUUGGUUUUGAAUUUUCUUAAAGGUGGAUAUUUUUCGAGGGUGAUGGAGAUCAUUAGUUACAUGUCAAAACAUAACAUUUACUGUGACAAGUGGAAAUACAGGCGUGCCUUCCUGAAGCUACACAAGAACCUGUAUAGGAAUUUGGAUUCAUUGCAUGACAAAACAGAAGCUCAAAGUAAAAGGAUUGAAGAUGUCCGAGCUUUCAGGUUGUGGGCAAGCAUUAAGUAGGGACAGCGACCAAUUUGAUCCCUCUCAUUUUCAAAUUGGGUAAAGACACCCCUUUGAUGACUUGUAGUGCGGUGCCAAGCAAGCCUGCCUUGUUGCCACCUCAAGGAUUACUCCUGGCUUGUUGCCCUGAAGCCUCCCUUGAGGGAAAAAGGCAAAGAGGCAUCGAUGGUGUUCGCAGCACCUGCAGCGGGGGAAGAGGGUUGAGGCUGUGGAGAGCUUUGGGGAGCUCAGCCUUAGGGAGGUGGUGAUGUUUGCGCUGGGAGAGGUGGGCCUCUCCAAGCAGACGGAGAUCCAGUUGGUUGACGUGACCAGCGGCGUGUUCGGCUCCCACACCGGCUCUAGAAAGACGUUCUUCUACUUGCUCCUUGUUUAUUGUUCAGGUAUGAAACCGGAGACCAUGUUGGUGUAUAUGCAGAAAAUUCUGUUGAGACUGUGGAGGAGGCUGAUGUGAUGGCCCCUGGCCACCGGCGUGCGCAGAUGCCGGGACGUGAGCUCUGAUCACCACCAGGACUUGGCAAACGAAGCAAGUAUGAGGCAAUUUUCUUCUAUUAAUAUUUCAAUGCUUCUCUCUCAAGUCUAUUACAUACUUAUAUGGCAUCCCAGAUAGGCCGGCCCAACACCAUCACUCACACAAGUCCAACACAGCCCACACGAUUUACAACAAAAAAAGAAACACACACCUAAUAUCGCACGACAAUGGCUCCUCUUCAGACUUCAGCUUCUACUACCUCUGUCACUGCUUCAUCAGGUGUGACAUCUGCCCCCCCUGCAGAGCUUGCUUGACCCCAAGCAAGGGCAUGUGGUUAGCGAUGGUGAAGCACAUGGUAGUCCUCCUAGGUAGCUGCAUCCUGCGGAAUGAGACUCCACCUGAACAGCACUUGUGGAACUGUACAAUUGCCCUUUUUCACCGAUCUGCGGUCCAAAAUUUCAGAGGCAGCACAUCCUGAGCAGACUGAGGCAAAUCCAAACGUAUGCAACUUCUCCCACAUGCUCCACAAUCUUGUAAGGCCAAAAAAAAAAGAACACAAGCUUUGGACACAGUCGAGUGACCACUGUAUGUUGCGCGUACGUUUGGAGCUUGAGCAACACUUGAAACUGGCGUUCAGUUCGGUGACGAUCAGCCUUCAACUUCAUUCUGUUUUGAGCUGUUGCCAACUGCUCCCUUAACAUUGAUGUGAACCGAGCCCCUUCCAAAUGUUCCCCAACUGCUGAGUCAUACAAGACUGAAAUCAGCUUAGUUCUAAGUGCUGAGGUGCUGCCCACCCAGAUUUGGUGAUGUAUCCAAAUAGCACCCUGUUGAACUGAGAAACGUGCUGCAUCUUGACUGUGAAUAGCUAGUUUUUGCAAAAAAUUCUGAGCAGCAGAAACUGUCACAUAGGAAUUAUGUACUUCCAGGAUCCAAAUUAGUUGGACAACACCAGUGAAUUUCUUGUUUUGCACAUUCAACUUUUGCUCAUCCACUUAGUGCUCAUUUUCCCAUGGAUCAUAACCGGCGCCGUGAAGUAGCAACCGUGGCGAGGGUUAGCAGCAGACAUCAUGUUUGUGGAGUCACACUCUAUUGGAUUACAGAACUGCUUGGUACCUCGUGAGAUGAGUUGAAAAAAAUGGAAAUGCGAAAAGGAAAUCAGAUUAACAGCAGGCUUCUGAAAAUCAGAAUUCCGCUGUCCCAAUAAAGGAAGGCAGCACACCACACCACUCAUGGUUGCAGAAAUAAGAUGGUUGAGAACACCAAAAAAUGGUGUGGCAAGCUUGAGUGUGUCAUUGUUGAACAAUAUGCGCUCCUCGACACCCUCAAUGAGCUGCUGAGCCCUGACCAGUGGCUCUUUAAACAUGGAACUGGCAGCAGUCAUAUGUUGAGUCCAAGCAACCAUCCUUGGAUCUCUAUUCCCCUUGAGCACUAUGGCUGCCCACACCAAGGUUUCAUACCCAUAGAACACAUUAAAAGAGAAACAACCGAGUGAAGAAUACUGUGAGGCUGAGAACACAGUCCCAUAUGGACUGUGAAUGAUCACUAUUGGCAACAUAUCCUGAGCAUAAAAAUCAGUCACAACAGAGCUGGGUAGUUGGACAGCAAGGACACCAUUCCUAGCCAUAAGUGAACCCACUGGUGAGAAUGUAUCAUCCACUAUAUUCUCUUUGCCUUUAUUGUACACCAUUCUGAACUGUAAUCCCCUUAAUUUGUUCAUGGAUUUUCUUUGAACGUUUGGCUGUGACGGAACUGCCAUAUCACUGUUUCCUUGGCUAAAAGCCUUGAGCCACCAUUGUGUCAGUCCAGUUAUUCCAUAUCGAACACUGUCUUUGUUCUGCCUGGCACAUUGAUCAUGAACAUCGUAUAGAAAUGCUGCUAGAAUCUUGCUUCCAAUGCCAACAAAUGAUGUAGUCAAGACUGAGGCUCGGUGUAUAACUCUCAUACUUGAGUUAAAGAGGAUUCUCACACCAUCACACUCAGGAAUAUGUUUUGUGGGUUCACCAUACUUGUAUUGAACAAGACCUCCAUAUGGACCAAUCAUCAACAGCACUUCAGGCCAGUAGAUGGAUACACUAUCGAGUCUACUCCAAACUAUUUGCUCUAAUGACAACACCGAGUCUGCAAGAAGCUUGCCAAUGAUUGCAACUGCCAUCUUCUGUCCAAGUCCAAUCUCCAGCUCUUCACCGGUCCUCUCUUCUGUAGGGUAAGCCGUAACUACGAGCUUUAAAAGGCUAAAAGAAUUUGACCGAGCAGGGCUGAAAUCAUGCUGCAAAUAAGGGUCUGAUGAACCAAAUACUUUCUCCUCCCCCUCAUCAUCUUCAUCUUCAUCAGCAUCAGAUUCAUCAAAUAUGAUCUGCCCAACCCUGCUACUGAUGAACUCUCGAGAGAUACUACCAUUAGAGAAGCAUUCUGCCAACUCCUUCAAGAUCUGCUUCACAGCCUCAGAGCUCCCUGCACCAUUAAAUUCAGCGGUUGAUUCCAAAGCCAAAACUUGGGAGAAAAUACCGCCAGCUCCAAUAACAUCAGCAUUUUCAGCCGCUGUGCCAACCUCUUCCACUUUACUAACAGCAGCCUGAUCUUCAGCAUUCUGCUCCUUCUCCAGGCUAUCCUCUAGCACACUGUCAGCCCUAGCAGGAAGAAGCUCCUCCAUGCUUCCACCAUUCUUAACCACCGCAGUUGCCUCACUCGGUGAGUCAGGCCUACUAGCUUCAUCUUCAACAUAAGCAUCCUUGCUAGCCGAUUCUUCUAAAUCUUCUCCACCUCGAGCAAGCUGCUUCAAUAAACCUUCAUGCAUGUGAGUUUCAGAUUGCAUCUCCUCAUCCCAUGCCACUUUUAGACCCACUAGUUCACUGAACACCAAGGAAUCUGAAUCUUCAGGGAACAGGACAACCACCGCCUCACUGCUGUUGUGAGGCAUUUCAUCAAACACCAGAGGGGCCAUACCUCCAACACCCGGUGCAGCAAGCCCAUACUGACAUCCUCGUUCACCAGACCGUGGAUCCAACCAACCCUGUUUUCAGGCCACAUCUCCAUAUCCCUAGCCUUGGUUUCCUUCAUUUGACGUGCCAACACAGUCCAUUCGGUUGCCACCUCUGCUGCUAACCUCGACUGAAUCGGGAUUGUUUGCUGGACGUCAUCCACCACUUCCGACUUCUGAAUCAAACGAUCCAACCGGUUCAUCACCCUAUCCCAACGCCCUGCAUCCUCCUUCCUCCACUCUUCCAUCGCGAACAGAAUGAAUCGAGUUGGUUGUUUGUACCUCGCACACCUCCUGUCAAGGACCGCCCUGGUCCUGUUCCGAUCCCGACUGCAGGAGGAGUUCCGUGUCGAGAAGCACAACCGCGUCAUGGGAUGAUGUCGACGCGAGGUAGACGAGUAAGCUGGGGAGGAGGGGAAACGCCGAUGAAGAACCGAAGACGUUGGAGCCGACGGAGAAGAAACGCUUGCACCGCGAGAACCUAGGUCGCUGGAACGGAAUCGCCGCCAAAGAGGACACGACCCUCAGGCGCCCCACCGAGGAUCAGAGAGCUUUGAUACCACUGUGAUGGCCCCUAGCCACCGGCGUGCGCAGAUGCUGGGACGUGAGCUCUGAUCGCCGCCAGGACUUGGCAAACGAAGCAGGUAUGAGGCAAUUUUCUUCUAUUAAUAUUUCGAUGCUUCUCUCUCAAGUCUAUUACAUACUUAUAUGGCAUCCCAGAUAGGCCUGCCCAACACCAUCACUCACACAAGUCCAACACAGCCCACACGAUUUACAACAAAAAAAGAAACACACACUUAAUAUCGCACGACAAUGGCUCCUCUUCAGACUUCAGCUUCUACUACCUCUGUCACUGCUUCAUCAGGUGUGACAGCUGAAAGCCUACUUGACCUUUCUCCAGAUACAGUCUUCUCCAUCCAUGCAGAUGCAGAAGAUGGGUCUCCUCGUAAAGGAGGAGGUUCCUUGGCCCCACCUUUCCCAUCUCCAUGUACUUUGCGGACUACGCUUCUACGAUAUGCUGAUCUACUCAAUCCACCGAAGAAGGCUGCUUUGCUUGCUUUAGCUUCUCAUGCAUCUGAUCCAGCUGAAGCUGAACGACUUAGGUUCUUGGCCUCUCCUGCUGGAAAGGAUGAAUAUUCUCAAUGGAUAACUGCUAGUCAGAGGAGUCUUCUUGAAGUUAUGGCUGCAUUCCCUUCAGCUAAGCCACCACUGGGAGUGUUUUUCGCAGCAAUAGCUCCUCGUCUGCAACCACGAUACUACUCAAUUUCAUCAUCUCCAAAGAUGGCUCCCUCCAGAAUUCGUGUAACAUGUGCAUUAGUUUUUGGGCCUUCACCAACAGGAAGGAUCCACCAAGGAGUUUGUUCAACAUGGAUGAAGAAUACAAUUCCUCUGGAACAUAGCGAAGAAUGCAGCUGAGCUCCCAUAUUUGUGAGGCAGUCAAAUUUCAAGUUACCUGCUGACCCAUCCACUCCGAUUAUCAUGAUUGGUCCUGGGACAGGGCUGGCUCCUUUUAGAGGUUUCUUGCAGGAAAGGUUAGCACUGAAACAAUCUGGAGCAGAACUGGGCACUUCAAUCCUUUUCUUUGGAUGCAGGAACCGUAAUAUGGACUACAUAUAUGAAGAUGAGCUGCAAACUUUCCUUGAGGCGGGGGCGCUUUCUGAGCUAAUUGUUGCAUUCUCUCAAGAAGGGCCAACGAAAGAAUAUGUGCAGCAUAAGAUGGUGGAGAAGGUCAGCAUAAAAUUGUGUAUCCCUAACAAGUUUGUAGCAAAGGGGGUACAUAAUUACAGUUUGAGAUGAGGACAUCAUUUAUACUGUUUGAGACGAGGACAUUAUGUAUAUACUUGGUACAUUAGAAGGCCACCGAAAACAAAUUUUGCAUCUGGUUUUUGAAAGCAUGUAAUCCUAUCAACUAUCGUGCUGUCUGCAAUGUUGGGUUGGAAGGUGCAGUUGGCAAUCUACAUUUUGUA